Paramecium pentaurelia is the source of this 468-nucleotide messenger RNA. The record is from the annotation of a GenBank genome assembly. NCBI's taxonomy places the organism in Eukaryota, Ciliophora, Oligohymenophorea, Peniculida, Parameciidae.
UAUGAACUAUCCUUUUAGCAGUCAACAGAAUCCCUAAAAGAGUGAAAUACUAAUCAGUUAUUCCCGUUAAGAAUUAAAAAAUUUAGAUUUCGAUCCAAAUAAACCUGAAAACUUCUAAAAGCAAUCUAACAAUAACUCAAAUACAGUAAUUUAUUUUAUAAAUAUUUAGAAUAACCUACCAUAAGGAUCUCCACUUCAAUAAUAACAAUUAUAGUAUUAGUUAUCUAUAAAAUUAGAGAUGAUAUUACGAAUACAGAAAAAGUAUAAUGUGUUAAUUCAUCAUUCCAUAAAUAUUACACUCAAGAAGAAUACCAUUAAAGCAUUUAAUUUAAUUUAAUCCAAUCCAAUAAUUUUAAGAAUGAUUCUUUCCAAAAAAAUACUCCUUUAUAUUAACCAACAAGUAGUUAAUAAUUCUAGAAUUCCUUCGCUUCAAAUACUAAUAGCUCUAAUUAUAAGGAGGGAAAAUGA